Molecule: messenger RNA, 2816 nt
Organism: Arabidopsis lyrata subsp. lyrata
Lineage: Eukaryota; Viridiplantae; Streptophyta; Magnoliopsida; Brassicales; Brassicaceae
Product: bifunctional dethiobiotin synthetase/7,8-diamino-pelargonic acid aminotransferase, mitochondrial
Exons: 14
Coding region: 172-2691 (839 amino acids)
Biological process (GO): biotin biosynthetic process
Cellular component (GO): mitochondrion
Molecular function (GO): pyridoxal phosphate binding; S-adenosyl-L-methionine:8-amino-7-oxononanoate transaminase activity; ATP binding
Source: RefSeq, a predicted model, not a curated record
AUAUGGGCCCAGCCCAGCCCACUAAUCUAAGUUCGGGCCGAAUAGGUGAUUCGCAAGACGAAAAGUAGUAAAUAACCGGAUUCCAAAUUUACCCUCCAAACCACAACGACUCUUUCGAGCUAAACACUCGCUCUCUCCGCCACUUCACUAUCCCAUUCCCACCCACCAACAAUGAUACCCGUAACCGCCACUCUCAUCCGCCACCGUCUCCGGCACUUACGCCACCGCAUCAGAUUCAACUCCACCGCUGUUUCUCCUCCUCCUACUCACUCUAUUCAUUUACCACUCAACCACCCUACCUACUUAAUUUGGUCAGCCAACACUUCUCUCGGCAAAACCCUCGUCUCUACCGGCAUCGCCGCCUCUUUCCUCCUCCAACAACCUUCAUCUUCCGCCACAAAACUCCUCUAUUUGAAACCUAUUCAGACCGGCUUCCCUUCCGAUUCCGAUUCUCGUUUCGUCUUCUCCAAGCUCGAUUCACUCUCCCUCCGUCGCCAAAUCCCUCUUUCAAUCUCCAACUCUGUUCUCCGUUCUUCACUCCCCGCCGCAGAAUCUCUGGGAUUGAAUGUUGAAGUCAGUGACACUGGGAUGUGUAAUUUGAACUUCCGGGAGGAGAAGACUGUCACCGGUGCGCCUGAACUUUUGUGCAAGACGUUGUAUGCUUGGGAAGCAGCUAUCUCUCCGCAUUUAGCUGCGGAGAGGGAAAACGCGACGAUUGAGGACUCCAUCGUGUUACGGAUGAUUGAAAAGUGUUUAAAGGAAGAGAUGGAGUGUGGAAGUAGAAGCGAGAAAUCGGAUUUACUAUGUUUGGUGGAGACUGCCGGUGGAGUUGCUAGUCCUGGACCGUCGGGAACUCUUCAAUGCGACCUCUACAGGCCUUUUAGAUUGCCUGGAAUUCUUGUCGGAGAUGGGCGGCUUGGUGGUAUCUCAGGGACUAUUGCAGCUUACGAGAGUUUAAAACUUCGUGGAUAUGAUAUUGCUGCUGUUGUUUUUGAAGAUCAUGGCCUUGUUAAUGAAGUUCCAUUAACUUCAUAUCUAAGGAAUAAGGUGCCGGUGCUUGUGCUUCCGCCUGUUCCCAAGGAUCCUUCAGAUGAUCUAAUAGAAUGGUUUGUCGAAUCCAAUGGUGUUUUCAAAGCUUUGAAAGAAACAAUGGUGUUAGCUUAUUUGGGGAGAUUAGAAAGAUUAAACAGCAUGGCUAAGCAAGCAGGAAAGGUUUUCUGGUGGCCAUUUACUCAGCAUAAACUUGUGCAUGAAGAAACUGUGACGGUUAUAGACUCCCGAUGUGGUGAAAAUUUCUCAAUAUACAAGGCUUCCGAUAACAGUUCUCUUACCCAGCAAUUUGAUGCUUGUGCAAGCUGGUGGACACAGGGGCCAGAUCCUACUUUCCAGGCUGAGCUUGCUAGAGAAAUGGGUUACACUGCUGCUAGGUUCGGGCAUGUUAUGUUUCCUGAGAAUGUAUAUGAACCUGCCUUGAAAUGCGCUGAGCUCUUAUUAGAUGGAGUGGGAAAAGGCUGGGCUUCUCGAGUAUACUUCUCAGAUAAUGGAUCCACAGCAAUCGAAAUUGCCUUGAAGAUGGCAUUUCGUAAGUUUUGUGUCGAUCAUGAUUUUUGCGAGAAAAGGGAAGAGGAAAAGCAUAUUGUGGUUAAGGUCCUAGCUCUUCGGGGAUCUUACCAUGGGGAUACUUUAGGAGCGAUGGAAGCACAAGCACCAUCACCUUAUACAGGCUUUCUCCAGCAGCCGUGGUAUACUGGAAGAGGUCUGUUUCUGGAUCCUCCUACUGUCUUUCUCUCCAAUGGAGCCUGGAAUAUCUUCCUCCCUGAAUGUUUUUCUGAAAUAGCCCCAGAAGAAUGUGGAACCUUCUCCAUCCGUGAUGAAAUUUUUGACGAGAGCAGAGACGCAACAACUCUUGCAAGAAUAUAUUCAGCCUAUGUAUCGGAGCAUUUACAAGAGGAUUCUGGAGUUAGGCAAUCUGCCCAUGUUGGAGCACUGAUAAUAGAACCAGUAAUCCAUGGUGCUGGGGGAAUGCACAUGGUUGAUCCGCUUUUUCAACGAGUUUUGGUCAAUGAGUGCCGGAAUAGAAAAAUUCCAGUCAUUUUCGAUGAAGUGUUCACAGGAUUCUGGCGUCUUGGAGUAGAGACCACUGCUGAACUUCUCGACUGCAAACCGGACAUAGCUUGCUUUGCCAAAUUGUUGACUGGUGGAAUGGUUCCUUUGGCUGUCACUCUUGCCACAGAUGCUGUAUUCGAUUCAUUUUCUGGCGAUUCCAAGCUUAAAGCCUUGCUUCAUGGUCACUCAUACUCAGCUCAUGCUAUGGGUUGCGCAACAGCCGCCAAGGCCAUCCAAUGGUUCAAAGAUCCAGAGACUAACCAUAACAUCACUUCACAAGGAAAAACCUUAAGAGAGCUGUGGGACGACGAACUGGUGCAACAAAUAUCAUUUCACUCCGCGGUUCAAAGGGUGGUUGUAUUAGGAACCCUUUUCGCUCUAGAACUAAAAGCAGAUGCUUCCAAUUCCGGGUAUGCUUCGUUGUAUGCAAAGUCUCUUCUAGAGAUGCUCCGAGAAGAUGGAAUCUUCACGCGCCCUCUCGGCAACGUUAUUUAUCUCAUGUGUGGCCCUUGCACCUCGCCGGAAAUUUGCCGCCGGUUACUCACUAAGCUCUACAAAAGGCUCGGAGAAUUCAACAGAACAUGAAACCCAAAACUCUCCAGCUUAUUUUGUUGUCGCCUUUGUAUUUGUUGCAAAUUUUAAUGACAUUUGGAAUCUGAAUAUUUUAUAAUGGUAGGUAGAUCUCUGGAAUUCUUUUCUUUUUCUUUUCC